UAUCCAUUGCAUUCUCCAAGAGGCGUCCGGCAGCAUGAGGGCGACCAGUCUACUGCGGUUGCUCUUGAUCUGCUUCUACCUCCUUUCGAUCCACACCUUCGCCGCCGCCGGUGUUGGUGACAAGCUCGAGAAGGGCCAGAACCUCACCGACGGCGACACGCUCGUCUCAGCAGGGGGCUCCUUCACCCUCGGGUUCUUCUCUCCCGAGGCGUCCACCAAGAGGUACCUCGGCAUAUGGUUCUCCGUGUCCAACGGCACGGCCGUCUGCUGGGUUGCCAACCGCGACCAACCUCUGGUCGACAAGUCCGGCAUGCUGGUGCUCAACGACCUCGGCAGCCUCGUUCUGUUAGAUGGCUCCCGCCGGACGGUCUGGUCUUCAGACUUCUCCGGCGGCGCUUCUGCGGUGGUGGCGCAGCUUCUCGUGUCCGGCAACCUGGUCGUACACAAUGGCAGCAGCGACGCCUCCCUGUGGCAGUCGUUCGACCAUCCGUCGGACACCUUGCUACCUGACAUGAAGCUGGGCAAGAACCGCUGGACCGGAGCCGAGUGGCAGCUCACGUCGUGGCGCUCGGCCGACGACCCGGCUCCGGGGGACUACCGCCGCACGCUGGAAACCGAGGGGUUACCGGAGCUCGUCGUCUGGCGAGGCAACGUCAAGACGUACCGCACGGGCCCGUGGAACGGGCUCUACUUCAACGGCGUCCCGGAGGUGUCGGCGUACGCGGGCAAGUACCCUCUGCGGGCGACGACGAGCCCGUGGGAGACCACCUACGGGUACACCGCCGCGCCCGGCGCGCCGCUGACCCGCGUCGUGGUGAACCACACCGGCAAGGCGGAGCGGUGGGAGUGGGACGCGAGCAGCUGGGCGUGGACUCGCAUAUUCCAGGGGCCGAGGGACCCGUGCGACGAGUAUGGGAGAUGCGGGCCGUUCGGCCUCUGCGACCCCGAGGCGGCAUCGUCGGGGUUCUGCGGCUGCGUCGAGGGCUUCAGCUUCAGCAGCCCUCCCGCCACGACCCCGCCGGCGCAGGAGGUGAAGGGUACCACCUGCAGAAGACACGCAGCGCUGGACUGUGCCGGCGGCACUACGACGGACGGCUUCGCGGUGGUGCGGGGGGUGAAGCUUCCUGACACGCAGAACGCGUCGGUGGACAUGGGCGUCACGCUGGAGGAGUGCAGGGCGAGGUGCUUCGCCAACUGCUCGUGCUUGGCCUAUGCCGCCGCCGACAUCAGAGGAGGCGGCGAUGGUUCCGGCUGCGUCAUGUGGACGGAUGCCAUCGUUGAUCUUCGUCUCGUUGACAUGGGGCAGAAUCUCUACCUGAGGUUGUCAAAAUCAGAACUUGAUGACCAUAAAAAGUUUCCUGUUCUACUCGUUGCCAUACCUUUAGCUUCCAUUGUUAUUAUUCUACUGGUCGUCUUUGCGAUUUGGUGGAGAAGGAAGCACACAAUCAUAGGUGCUAUUCCUCAGAGCCAUGCCAUGGCCGUUCCCUUAGUUAGUCUAGCUAUUAUAAAGGAUGUCACUGGAAAUUUCUCAGAAAGCAAUAUGAUCGGCCAGGGUGGAUUUAGCAUCGUUUACAAGGGGCAGCUGCCUGAAGGAAGAACAAUUGCUGUCAAGAGGCUUAAGCAGUCGGUGCUCACCACAAAAGGCAAGAAAGAUUUUGCAAGAGAAGUGGAGGUGAUGGCUGGGCUCCGGCACGGUAGUCUUGUCCGUCUCCUUGCCUACUGCAACGAAGGCAAGGAGCGGAUACUCAUCUACGAAUACAUGCAGAACAAGAGCCUCAACGUCCACAUUUUCGGCAAUGUUAACCUUCGCGCCUCACUGAACUGGGCAAGGAGACUGGAAUUAAUCCAAGGGAUUGCGCAUGGCAUUGCAUACCUACACGGAGGAUCCGGUGACAAUGUUAUCCAUAGGGAUCUCAAGCCAGGCAACAUUCUGCUAGAUGAUGAAUGGAAGCCUAAAAUCGCAGACUUUGGAACUGCCAAGUUGUUCGCUGUGGAUCAGAUCGGGCCUGAUCAAACAAUUGUAGUUUCACCGGGGUAUGCAGCACCGGAGUAUGCGCGGCAAGGGAACAUGACACUUAAGUGUGACGUCUAUAGUUUCGGAGUUAUUCUCUUGGAGACACUCAGUGGGCGAAGGAACGGUGGCAUGCAAGGCCUCCUUUCGCAUGCCUGGGGAUUGUGGGAGAUGAACAUGAUCGCAGAACUUCUGGACACAACAAUGGUGCCACUCUCCGAGUCUGAGCCCGAGCUCUUGUCCAAGCUGACACGAUGCAUCCAGAUUGGGCUCCUCUGCGUCCAGGAAACUCCCUGUGACAGGCCGACCAUGUCCUCCGUUGUUUCCAUGUUGACGAGCAUGACAUCGCAAAUCGAUCGGCCAAGAAGAAGGCCACCAUUGGAUUGCGAAGGAUUUGUGGCUUCAGAUUCAUCACAUGGGCUCGAGACCGAACUCUUGAUCCCAACUACGAUUGAUUUGACGUAGGACCGGGUCGGACCAGCUGUUGCCUCCUUGUUAGCAACCGAUUUAACUAAAAUUCUAGGUCUUUGUUCCGUGGUCUUUUUGGGUACGCGUGGUACAUAAUAAGUUCUUAAGCUCUCUAU
Molecule: messenger RNA, 2595 nt
Organism: Triticum urartu
Lineage: Eukaryota; Viridiplantae; Streptophyta; Magnoliopsida; Poales; Poaceae
Product: receptor-like serine/threonine-protein kinase SD1-8
Biological process (GO): recognition of pollen; protein phosphorylation
Molecular function (GO): protein serine/threonine kinase activity; ATP binding
Source: RefSeq, a predicted model, not a curated record